This is a messenger RNA of Entelurus aequoreus (snake pipefish), 3794 nucleotides long. It is a transcript of the gene fgfr1a, whose product is annotated as fibroblast growth factor receptor 1a. Bases 814 to 3246 code for a protein of 810 amino acids. The transcript is spliced from 18 exons. The record is from RefSeq and is a predicted model, not a curated record. NCBI's taxonomy places the organism in Eukaryota, Metazoa, Chordata, Actinopteri, Syngnathiformes, Syngnathidae. Gene Ontology annotation, biological process: positive regulation of cell differentiation; positive regulation of cell population proliferation; positive regulation of kinase activity. Gene Ontology annotation, molecular function: fibroblast growth factor binding; fibroblast growth factor receptor activity; ATP binding. Gene Ontology annotation, cellular component: membrane; signaling receptor complex.
UGCGUAGCGGGGAUUGACAACAGCCCGAGGACACAUAAAUGCUCUCCGAGGUUUGAUGCGUUGGAGCUGCGCGGACUAACUUUACAUUCUACACUUUUUACUCCGGCAAACCUCCUCAAUCUUUCAUACAGUCUACUUUAGCUGCUUUUACCCUCUUUUUACACACAUUUCACCGUCUUCAGCAACUUUUCAAGGAUUUGUACUUUAGCGGAGGUGAAGGGAAUAUUCCUAGGAGAAGGAAGAAGGAAGAAGGAAGAAGGAAGAAGGAGAUGCGAUCAAUGGACGAACGAGCGAGACUACAAAGUUAGCCAGCAGCUUUUAGCUGCUUGAUUACAACUACAAAGUUACAACUAGAAAGUUAGCCAGCAGCUUUUAGCUGCUUGAUUCAAACAAGUACUUUCUCCAUCAAAUUAACUCCGUUCGAUUUCACCUUUUGGGGCUUUUUCCCAGCUUUGUUACGUUCUCUUUCUGGGAAAUAUGAGCAACGUUAUGAGCUAAAUCUUACAAAGUUCGAUCGCCGCGUGUGGAUUCUCUGGUGUUUUGUUUUUGUUUGUUUUGUGUGUGGAUCGUGGAUACUCUCCUUUUUUGGAUUUGUUUGGUGGGCGACUUUUUCUGCCUGUAAUCUCAACUCCGGAGUGACUAACGCUGGUCGUCUCCCAGCAGACCCUCGUCUUCGUCUAAGUCCUCGUCUUCGUCUUCGUCCUCGUCAUCGCCAUCGCCAGGAAGUUCAAAUUCGCGAGUGACCUGCUGCUGUCAGGUUCUGAAUGGAGUUCCAAUCGCCAAAGAGCCAACAGUUGUAGCUCCCUCAACAGGAUGCUGAUGAGGCCAAGUGUACUUCUGUUUCUGGCUCUCUUUGCCCAGCUUUUAAGGACACAGUGCCGUCCUGCUAGCCCUGAUGACGUCUCCACAGAAACACCAGCAGAACUCUUCACCCUCUAUCUUGGGGGUCAUCUGGACCUAAGCUGUUCUACGAAGGACUCCCUUCAUGCUGUCAACUGGACUAAAGACCAAGUGGCCAUCGUGGAUGGAGAGCACACACGCAUCCGUAAUGGCCAGCUGGAGAUUGAGACCGUGGAGCUGGCAGACUCUGGCCUGUACACAUGCACAACCUUUGGCAACCAAAGCAUCUUUUUCAACGUCACAGUCGAUACUCUGGCCUCGUCUGAGGACGAUGAUGAGGACGAAGAAUCUUCUUCAGAGGAAUCUAAACUGUUAGGCAGUCAAAAACUGCUUCCGAUGGCUCCACAGUGGGCUCAUCCAGAAAAAAUGGAGAAAAAGCUUCAUGCUGUUCCUGCCAGUAAAACUGUCAAGUUUCGCUGUCAGGCCAGUGGCAACCCAAUACCCACUCUGAAAUGGUACAAGAAUGGUAAAGAGUUCAAAAGAGACCAUCGCAUUGGAGGGUUCAAGGUUCGUGACCAUGUGUGGACCAUCAUCAUGGAAUCGGUGGUGCCCUCAGACAAGGGAAACUAUACCUGUGUGGUGGAAAACCAGUAUGGGAGCAUCAAUCAUACCUACCAGUUGGAUGUUGUCGAGCGCUCUCCACACAGGCCAAUCCUGCAGGCUGGCUUACCUGCUAAUCGCAGUGCAGUGGUGGGCAGUGAUGUGGAGUUUGUGUGCAAGGUGUUUAGUGAUCCUCAGCCUCACAUCCAGUGGUUGAAACACAUCGAGGUCAACGGGAGUCGUGUCGGUCCAGACGGCUUACCGUACGUCCGCGUACUCAAGCAUUCUGGGGUCAAUAGUUCGGAUGCUCAGUUGCUGACACUCUACAAUGUGACAGAGGAGGACAGUGGAGAAUAUAUAUGUAAAGUGUCCAAUUAUAUAGGGGAGGCCAAUCAGUCGGCUUGGCUGACUGUCACCAGAUUUGAGGCCACAGCUGUCCCACACUAUCCUGAGGCCAGCCACACCUACCUGGAGGUGGUCAUCUACUGUGUGGGCUUCUUCUUCAUCGCUGUCAUGAUUGCCAUCGUAAUCAUUGUCAAGAUACGCACCUCCUCCAAGAAGAGUGACUUCAACAGUCAGCAGGCUGUCCACAAGCUGGCCAAAAGCAUACCCCUGCGCAGACAGGUAACAGUCUCUGUGGACUCAAGUUCCUCUAUCCACUCCGGUGUGAUGUUGGUGCGGCCUUCCCGUCUAUCUUCCAGCGGCUCCCCCAUGUUGUCAGGGGUGUCUGAGUAUGAACUCCCCCAAGAUCCUCGCUGGGAGCUUCUACGAGAUUGUCUGGUUCUUGGGAAGCCCCUUGGCGAGGGCUGCUUCGGUCAAGUCGUGAUGGGAGAGGCGCUGGGUCUGGACAAAGAGAAACCAAACCGUGUGACCAAGGUUGCAGUCAAAAUGUUAAAGUCUGAUGCCACAGAGAAAGACCUUUCGGACCUUAUUUCAGAGAUGGAGAUGAUGAAGAUCAUUGGGAAGCACAAGAACAUCAUAAAUCUGCUCGGGGCAUGUACUCAGGAUGGUCCUUUGUAUGUGAUUGUGGAGUACGCAUCCAAGGGCAACUUAAGAGAGUAUUUGCGUGCACGACGCCCUCCGGGCAUGGAGUACUGUUACAACCCGGACCAAGUCCCUGUAGAGAACAUGUCCAUCAAAGACCUGGUGUCCUGUGCCUACCAAGUGGCCCGAGGCAUGGAGUACCUGUCUUCCAAGAAGUGCAUCCACAGAGAUCUUGCUGCUCGUAAUGUGUUGGUGACUGAGGACAAUGUGAUGAAAAUAGCCGACUUUGGUCUGGCACGAGACAUCCACCACAUUGAUUACUACAAGAAGACCACCAAUGGGCGCUUACCAGUCAAAUGGAUGGCUCCUGAAGCUCUGUUUGAUCGGAUCUACACACACCAAAGUGAUGUCUGGUCCUUUGGGGUGCUGCUUUGGGAAAUCUUCACCCUGGGAGGCUCUCCGUACCCCGGUGUACCCGUGGAAGAGCUGUUCAAGCUGUUGAAGGAAGGUCACCGCAUGGAUCAACCAACCACCUGCACUCAUCAGCUGUACAUGAUGAUGAGGGACUGCUGGCACGCCGUUCCCUCCCACAGGCCAACAUUCAAGCAGCUGGUGGAGGACUUGGACCGCUGCCUGGCCAUGACCUCCAACCAGGAGUAUUUGGAGCUGUCCGUGCCCUCGGAUCAAUACUCCCCCAACACCCGCAGCUCCACCUGCUCUUCAGGCGAGGACUCGGUCUUCUCCCACGAUGCAGGUGCUGAGGAGCCCUGCCUGCCCAAACUGCCUCCCCAUUCAAUGGUGGCGGCCAUUAAGAAGCGCUGACACGUCACGUCCAUGCGGGCAAACAUUGAGACUUUGCUACAUUCCCAGAGAUGAAGCUGAGGACUGCUGCUGCUCCAGGAGACCAGAGCUUGGUGGGACCGUGGACUUGUUUGUGGGGCACUUCUCUUUUGGUCCCAGGUCAGGAAAGGGUCUCACUUAGCAACGUAGGACAGGAGACUCAAGAACUGGCUUUUUAUUGUGACCAAAUAUCACCAUAACUAUUCUUGUAAAUACAGCCAGGAAAAUAUAAAUAUGAAAAUAUAUUUACACUCUACUCUUAUUUUUAUGACCAUAAUAGAGUUUUUUCCAGGAAUGCGUUUGAGUCAUUCUUGAAUAUAAUCUGUAGACGUGUUUUUGUCCAGCUUUAAUUCCCUCAUCUUAACCUCAUCUUAACUAGCAAUAGAAAAUACACAAUGUAUUUUCUAUUUUUAUAAACAUGCUUUUUCAUUGUAAGUCGUGCAUAUCAGUGGAACUUAAUGUUUGAGGGAGGCUCUUUCUCACAACAUGUACACUAUGUACACUAUGUACACUAUGUCUCUGUCUCACAA